This is a messenger RNA of Durotheca rogersii, 2230 nucleotides long. Its product is annotated as P-loop containing nucleoside triphosphate hydrolase protein. Gene Ontology annotation, molecular function: ATP binding; ATP hydrolysis activity. The coding region runs from base 113 to 2017 and encodes 634 amino acids. The transcript has 3 exons. Lineage: Eukaryota; Fungi; Ascomycota; Sordariomycetes; Xylariales; Xylariaceae. The record is from RefSeq and is a predicted model, not a curated record.
ACAUCACGGUUUAUCGGCUGGUCGUAGAGUAGGAAAGGAAUAGAGGAAAAAAGGCAAAACGGUGAGAAACUGAGGCAAGAGGGAAAUAACAACAUAGAACACAGCCCUCAAAAUGGUUUCCGCAUCCAAAGAGAAGAGACUCGCCAAGAAGGCUGCCGACUCCACCAAGGACGGCAAGAGUGAGAAGAAGACGCUCGUCAGCAGAUCCAAGGCCGGCUCCAAAGCCGCCUCCAAGAACGCCAGCGCUGCCGGUUCCGUCGCCGGGGACGACACCCCUCCCGAUCUUGACGACGUCCCCGCCACCGACGACAGCAAGCUGGAGAAGGUCAAGGCUCUGUCUGACCAGAAGGACAAGCACGGCCUGUCCGACCGUAUCACCACCGGUGUCCUGUCCUCUGUUGUUACCAGCAGGGACGUCAAGAUCAUCAGCGCCAGCCUGACCUUCCACGGUCGCGUCCUCCUCAACGAAACCAAUCUCGAGCUGUCCUUUGGGCGUCGCUACGGCUUGCUGGGCGAGAACGGCUGCGGAAAGAGUACCCUGCUCAAGGCGAUCGCGGCCCGAGAGUAUCCCAUUCCCGACCACGUCGACAUCUACCUACUCAACGAGGGCGCCCCGCCUUCCGACCUGGGCGCGCUAGAAUGGGUUCUGAAAGAAGCCGAGAAGGAGAUGGAGCGUCUAGACAGGCUAGCAGAACAGCUUCUCGAGGACGAGGGCCCCGACAGCCCCGUGCUAAUGGACAUCUACGACCACAUGGACAAGAUGGACCCGUCGACCUUCUCCACCCGAGCCUCACUCAUUCUGACCGGUCUGGGCUUCAACAAGACGACCAUUCACAAGAAAACUAAGGACAUGUCUGGCGGAUGGCGUAUGCGUGUUGCCCUGGCCAAGUCCCUCUUCGUCAAGCCCACCCUACUGCUUCUCGACGAUCCAACCGCCCAUCUAGAUCUCGAGGCGUGCGUGUGGCUCGAGGAGUACCUGAAGAAGUGGGAGCGGACCCUGAUCCUCGUUUCCCACUCGCAGGAUUUCCUGAACGGCGUGUGCACCAACAUGAUCGACAUGCGGAAGCAGCAGCUCUUGUACUACGGUGGUAACUUCGACUCCUAUGUCAAGACCCGCAAGGAGCAGGAGACCAACCAGAUGACUGCCUACAAGAAACAACAAGAAGAGAUCAAGCACAUCAAAGAGUUCAUCGCCAGCGCCGGUACCUACGCCAACCUGGUGCGCCAAGCCAAGUCCCGGCAGAAAAUUCUCGACAAGAUGAUCGCAGACGGUCUCAUUGAGGAAGUCAAGGAAGACAGAGAGUUCAAGUUCAGAUUUACAGACGUGGACAAGCUCCCUCCGCCCGUCUUGUCGUUUGACAAUGUCACCUUCUCGUAUUCGGGAGACGCCAAAGAUGACCUUUACCGCAACAUUGACCUAGGUUUCGACAUGGACUCCCGAACUGCCCUCGUUGGUCCCAACGGUGUCGGCAAGAGCACUCUACUGCGCCUCAUGACGGGCAAGAUCUCGCCGACGGCCGGUACUGUCCGUCGCCACACGCAUCUGAAGCUCGGCAUGUACUCCCAGCACAGCGCCGAGCAGCUAGACCUGACCAAGAGCGCCCUGGACUUCGUCCGCGACAAGUACCGAGAAAAGUCGCAGGACUACCAAUAUUGGCGACAGAACUUGGGCAGAUACGGAGUUUCUGGGUCCGUGCAGACCGCGCUGAUGGGCACGCUAUCCGAAGGCCAGAAGAGCCGCAUCGUCUUCGCCCUUCUCGCCAUCGACUCCCCCAACAUGCUGCUCCUCGACGAGCCGACGAACGGUCUGGACAUCCCCACCAUCGAUGCCUUGGCGGAUGCCAUCGACAAUUACAGCGGCGGUGUCAUCGUGGUUUCCCACGACUUCAGAUUGCUCGACAAGAUCGCUAAGCAGAUCCUCGUAUGCGAGAACAAGUCCAUCAAGCCCUGGGAGGGCUCGAUAGGAGAGUACAAGAACUAUCUGCGAAAGAAGAUGUUGGCAGCGGGAGCGGUUUAAAGACUCUCUUGGUCAGCCACACUUGCACUCUCUUGUCGUCUUCUCACCUCAGCAUUGAGCGCAUGUGCGGUUGAUCUGGCGGGGGCCGACGGCGGGGGGGGGGGGCCACCAUCCACCUAGGUCCACCGUGCCGGGAUCGGGAUUUCAUCACUACACAUGCACACCCCUCUGAUACCAACAGAAAGGAGAAAGGGAAAAAUGGAUACACGGGGG